CCGGUUUACGCGAUACGGCCGCAUUUGGUUCAAUGCGGUUGCUCUGUACGUAUCACAAUAAAAUAAAAUCUUAUAGCACGUCCAGGCAUUCACUACACACAGUAUCAGUGUUAAAAUGGCUCGAUUUACAAGUGUUUCUUUGUUUUUCGUGGCUUUAUUUAUUGUGAUUGAAAUAAUUCUAACUGAAAACAGUCAUAUUACUUCACCAAAACCGCAGUAUAUUUUCGACUUCACAAAGGGGGAUGAUGUUUACGGAUGGACUGAACAAUCAGACACAGUAAGAAGUGUAGGAAUGUCCAAAGCUGUAUUUGUGUUACACGAGAAUACUGAAUUCAGAAGAGCAAUAUUUUUCGCUUUAUUGAACCCUCAGUCGAAUGGAGCAGGAUUUGCUGGAAUACGGGCACAACAAUUCUAUGAUCUAACUGGACAUUCGAAAUUGCAAAUUUUGUGUCGAGGCCAAGGACAGUAUAACGGUUUUAAAAUUGUCUUAAGACAUAAAGGUCUAAAUGAUGAACCUAAUUAUUCUUUUGAGCAAUACUUUCAGGCACCCAAAGAUGAAUUUGCUAUAAGAACUCUACCAUUUUGUGAUUUCAAAGCAUAUUACAGAGGUAAAAGGGUGAACAAUAAUGAAACUCUCGAUAUAUCUCAAAUUACAAGUAUUGGAAUCCAAAUGUAUGGUGGAGUAUAUCAAACUGUGAAACAAAAAGGGCCUGCAACUCUAGAAGUGGACUGGAUACGUGCUAUAUAGAACACUAACAAAUUGAUGAAAUCAAGAAUCUUCAAAAGUAAAAUAAAGCAUAAUAAUUAAAAUCAAGUGAAGGAACACUU
Molecule: messenger RNA, 828 nt
Organism: Leptidea sinapis
Lineage: Eukaryota; Metazoa; Arthropoda; Insecta; Lepidoptera; Pieridae
Exons: 3
Coding region: 116-748 (210 amino acids)
Biological process (GO): mitochondrial electron transport, NADH to ubiquinone; mitochondrial respiratory chain complex I assembly
Cellular component (GO): mitochondrion
Source: RefSeq, a predicted model, not a curated record